UCUAAGCAAUAUUUCUCAAACUGCUCUUCCAGGUGCUCUGGACUUCAGUUCCCAGAAACCCUGGCCAGCUUCCUUAGCUGUUAGGAACUGUGGGAGCUAAAGUCCAAAAACAUCUGGAGGAGCAUAGUUUGAGAAACUCUAUAAGUCUAAAGACCCCAGUUCCCAGCUGAUCUUGGGAGCUAAGCAGGGGCAGCUCUGGUUAGUACUUGGAUGAGACGCUGCCAACAAAUAUCAGAUGUUUUAGGCCAGUGGUUCUCAACCUGUGGGUCCCCAGUGGUUUGACCUACAACUCCCAGAAACCCCAGCCAGUUUACUAGCUAUUAGUAUUUCUGAGAGUUGAAGACCAAAGCAUCUGGGGACUCACAGGUUGAGAACCACUGUUUUAGGCUAUACUUCAAAGGAAUGAUCUGGCAAAACCAUCUUGGAGUAUUUCUUGCCUAAGAAGACCCUAUAAAAACACGGGGUCAUCAUAAAUCAAUAGGUGGCUUGUAAACACAUACACUACAGCAGUGGUUCUCAACCUGGGGCCCCCAGAUGUUUUUGGCCUACAACACUCAGAAAUCCCAGCCAGUUUACCAGCUGUUAGGAUUUCUGGAAGUUGAAGGCCAAAAAGAUCCGGGACCCCAGGUUGAGAACCACUGCACUACAGAAAAGCAAUGACAAACCCCUUUUGAACAAAUCUUGCCAAGAAAACCCUGUAAGGUGUACAUAAAUUGGAAAUGACUUGACGGCACAGAAGAGCUACAACCCAAUAGGAAAUAAGAGUAUUUUGCUGUCUGAGUGUCUGUGGUAUCUCAAAGAAGUGUUUGACUCAUAAUCAUGCCCAUAGGUUGAACAAGUUACUUCUGUGGAAUACAAUCCCCAGAAAAUUUCGGCAAUAUAGUCAACGGCCAUACUAUUUGAAGAAGUCUGAAAGGUAGUACUUCCCAAAAUUACUUUUUCUGACCUCUGAUGUCACAAUCUCAUAAUGUUAGAACACAUGUUGCAUCUCUCUUGUGCACGUCUCCAAAAAAAGGGGAAAAAAUGGGUGGGCAAAUUUGUUUAAUUUCCUUCCUUCACAUUCAGAUUUUAUAAAACAUGAAGUUAUUUCCAUCUUGAAAAUGUGAUAGAUGGUUGCUGAAGUCUUCAAAAAUGGAUUGAAAAAAAUUCAUAUUUUUUAUUUAAUUCAAUAGGUGCACUCUUCCAACAUGGAAGAGAAACUCAUGCUAAACCUGCCUGUAGUAUAUACCAUAUUUUAAAAAUUAGGUGCAUCUCAGAAAAAAAGACUUCUCCUGUACUAGCAUGGCUGAAUAUUUUGGGAUUGAAAAGUAGACUUUUAUAGUUAAGUGGCCUAAGCUAUGGGCCUGGGGAGACAAAUCUGUCAAUUCUAGUUUCAUAUUUAUUAGGAGUGGCUGUAAUCACUAAAAUCCAAUGUUUAGUUCUUGUUUCAGGAUUAUUAUUGUGUUUAUUAUUAUGUUUAUCUCCUGCUUUUUCUAUCCACAAGGAGAAUCAAAGCGGCUUACACUAAAAGCAUUUCAAUACAACCUAAAAUAUACAAAUAUUAAAACAGAAUUAAACAUCAUUAGUAUUAAAACAAUUCUGUUAAAAUUCAUAAAAACAUAUUCAAUAUAAAAACCACAGCAGCCCCUGACUUGAUUUUGCGACUUCCAUGGCAGCAGAAAUUUUAAGCAACUAUGCAUGGUCAUCUGCUUCCAACUCUGUACUUUUGCUGUAUCAUCCAAGUAUCAGAGCUCAAUCAAUGAAACAAUUAAAAGAAGUUAUCCAAUAUUUGGACUGUUCUCUCAAAGAUGUAUAUGUGUGUGUAUAAAGGGGCAAAUACAACUUGUUUAUGGACACAGUCUGAAAUACUGUGGCUGAGAACGCCUUUUUGGCUGGCUACUAACGAGUGUUUUGAUGCCCAUUCAGAACAUUUAGGAUGAUAUUAUGUAAGUAGUAAUCCCCAUGAAAAUCAGUUUUAGCUGGUGGCUAAGAGCACAAAGUCAAAGCUGAAAGGAGUUAAUGCGCUCACCAUUCUGCUGUCAUAAUGACCGAUUUCACAGGAAUUGUGGUUGCUGUAAAUCAUAGUCCAGGCAGAGCUUACAUCAGCUGGACCCAUUUAUUGUUCACUUGGCUUCUCCUGAGAGCUUGACCUCUCUUGCGAAAACCUGUUAUUUGCUCAUCUGCAAACCAGGAAUUAGCAGAGAAAGGUUUAAAGUAAAGAAUGUUCCCGAUACCUUGAACAGACAGGUUGCAAGAUGUGAGCUGAAUGCUAAUGGAUGGCUAGGGCUUCAGUCAUGAACACACUUAAUAAUGAGUAAACCCCACUGAAUCUAGAGGGUCUAGUUUCUCAGCAAAAAUGUGCUGCACUUUUAUGUAGAUUUAGCAUCUUCAUUUUGUUUUGUUAUAUGUGUGUAGGCUUUUAAUAUUAAAAAUGACUUUUGAAAGCACUAGGUCAAUUUAAAGUGUACUUCUGGCUCAUUCUUUAAUUCUGAGACACAUUUUCAAAAUGUUUUCUACUCUGGAGUGCUUGAAAAGUAUACUGCUGUAUUUUAUAUAUUCACGUAGUUUAGAUAUUCACAGUUCUUUAGCGCUGCCAUAGCUAGGAAACAACUUGAAGAUGUAUGACGACAACAGCAACACUGUGCUUGUUUCUAUUUGUUGAGCUGCUUUAUUAGCUGUGCAAUAAUAUGUGGUCUGUAUUCUGUUGUGGGCUUGUGUUUUUUUAAAAGUAUAAUAAUUCAUUAUUUAAGAACAUUAGGUAAGCAGGCAAAAGCUAGUUGCUGCCAUUUAGCAUCAAAAAUAGUUGAGAGGACAGAAUACUGAACAAUGAUGGCGACAGGAAGGCGGGAAGUGUUUAAAAGUAUACUGAAAGAAGUUUGUGAUGGAAUGCAUAACUUAAAGUUGGGGUACAAAUUCUAUAGACAAAUGUUUUCAAACUGUAGCACAUCUUCCUUAGUUUUUUGGCAGAGCUUCAAAAUUUACAUUUAGAAAGUAAUUCCAUUCAUUAUUUAUUAGUGUUUUAAAAAGUAACCUGUUACUGUUAUUCAUUAAGGCAUUAUAGGAAGGUUAACUCAGUACAUUGUUUGUUGUGUCAUUUGUCACUUUCCCAUUAGUUUCUGCCCCGCAUUUAAAGAGGAAAAACCCUUAUGAUGGAGAAGAGAAUGCCAUAAAACUUGGAAACAUCUUAUCAAAAUACACUUUGAAAUGCUCUUAAGACUAAUGAGAGAAAAUAUUGUACCUGCAAACUAAAUGCUCUUUUUACAUUGCUUUAAAAUCAUAGUUUCUUACAUACAUUGUUAGGUAAUAUGUUCUUUGUAACACAUUGCCUGGUGUCCAGGGGUAUAUCUACACUAACACUUCAAUCGGUAUAGAAGGUGAUCAGCUGUUUGGUGGCUAAAUGCUUCACAGGACUGAUCUGAAUUAACCAAGGGCAAAAAUCACUUAAUGCAGCUUUACCUUGGGUUAAACUACCCUAAAAUUGUGGACCUGUGACUUCAGGGGGAGUGUGAUCCCAUCAAGCACGGGCUGGAUCCCUAGUCCUUGAUCUGUCUUCAGACUGACCAAGAGCACCUCUAUCUUGGCUGGAUUAAGUUUCAGUUCAUUUGCCUUUGUCCAGUCCAUUAGUUUAUUUCAGAAAUUAAGGUGAGGUAGAGUAAUAUAUGUAAUGUACAGUAAAUAUGAGAAGGUAAGUGAUCUGCUGGGAGUUGUAGAGAUUAUGGUAUAAUUGGGAAAUGACUUAGUGUUUGAAUGGGAUGCUACAAAGAGCACUGUGUGACAGGAAAGGUAUGAGUGGAAGUUAGGAUCAAACAGGAUUUAGAUAUGUAAAUAAUUUUUGACUGUAUGUUGAAUUUCUGUUUAACCAAUUAAUUAUUGUAGUAUACAUUUGCGCUAUUGGUACAGAUGAUAGCAUAUACUGUAUAUUUGUCUUGAGUGACAGUUGUGGUUCAAGGUGGUGGUGUCACUGUCCAAUGGUGGGGUUAUAGAAAUAAUGUCUUAUACAAGAAGCAUGAGGAAUCUAGAACAGUGUUUCUCAACUUGGGGGUCGGGACCCCCGGGGAGCUGUCGCAAGAGGGUGUCAGAGAGGUUGCCAAAGACCAUCAGAAUAUGUUUUCUGAUGGUCUUAGGAACCCCUUUGGCAGAGAAGGCUGAAGAUCUCUCCUCCUAUCUUUCCCUUCCUUUUUGGAAACAGACGGCAAAUUCUCCCACCAAAAGCCCAAUUUGCCCCAUGUUAUCAUUGGUGGGGUUCAAGGAGCUCUUUGAUUGUAGGUAAACUAUAAAUCCUAGCAACUACAACUCCCAAAUUUCAAGAUCUAUUUUCCCCAAACUCCGUCAGUGUUCACAUUUAGGCAUAUUGAGUAUUUGUGCCAAGUUUGGUCCAGAUCCAUCAUUGUUUGAGUCCACAGUGUUCUCUGGGUGUAGGUGAACUACAACUACAACUCCAAGAUCAAUGCCCACCAAACCCUUCCAGUAUUUCCUGUUGUUCAUAUGAGUUCUGUGUGCCAAGUUCUAUGGUUGGUGGAGUUCAGAAUGCUCUUUGAUUGUAGGUUAACUGCAACUCCUAAAUAACAAAACCAAUCCCACCCAAUCAACCCCACCAGUUUUCAAAUUUGGGUGUAUCUGUUAUUUGUGCCAAAUUUGAUCCAGUGAAUGAAAAUACAUCCUGCAUAACAGAUAUUUACAUAACAAGUGAUAACGGUAGCAAAAUUACAAUUAUGAAGUAGCAACGAAAAUAAUUUUAUGGUUGGGGGUCACCACAACAUGAGGAACUGUAUUAAGGGGUCACAACAUUAGGAAGGUUGAGAGCCACUGAUCUAGAAGAUCUCCACAUUUGCAGUGAGACAAGUAGGAGUCCUCACAUUUGGUGGCAGUAGUGAGACAGAUGAGCAUUUUUCUCCUUUCUGGUUUAUCUGUGGUUUUGUUGCUCACUCCCCUCUUAUAGUGUCUGAAGGUCAUGGUUUCUUACUUGUCAUCUAUGCACACACACACACACACACACACACACACACUUUGUUAGAUACAGGAGGACUGUCUUCUAAAUAAAUAUACAUAGGAUCAGCUUAAUCUGUGGAAGUAGUGGGGGGGGGGGGGUGAAACAAACCUGGAGUCAUGCAUAUUAUCACCUAACCGGGGAAUCCUAUAGGACAGCAAAGUCAGGAGUCUAUAAUUGCUCAACUGCAGCACUGAAGUAUGGACAAAGUUCUUGUUUAACCAUUGUGAACUUUUAGCUUGACAUGCUCUUCCAAGCACACCCUUUUUUCAAGGAAUUACAGAACUUCUCUUUCUUGAAAUGGAACAAAACAGCAACACUGUUGAAGAUUUCUCUGUCAGUGUUUUUUCCAUCACUCCUUGCCAGCCUAACAGCUCUGAAACCUCAGUGUCGGAUGAGAGCAAAGCUGGCACCACUUUCCUUUUCUCUGGCUUCUUUUUGGGGGCCGUCGGAGUUACCUUCACAGUAAUGGGAUGGGUGAAACACGAGGGUGUCCUCCGCUUUGCUUGGACACAAUUGCUUGGGCCUGUUCUGCUUGUGGUAGGGAUCUCUUUUCUGCUGAUUGCUGUGGUCAGAUUCAAAGUGUUUGAGUGCAAAUCUUGGAAUCAAAGUGAAGAAAGAGGGUCUGAGACCAACCAGAUGGCAAGUGGACAGUCCUUUGUUUUUACUGGAAUUAGCCGGCCGAUAACUUUCCGUGGAGCUCGAGUGGUACGGUACAUUCCUUCCUAUGAAACUGAAGGAGGUGUCAGCAUGAAUUCUACUAAUUUCCGCCAACUACCCAGUCAUUCUGCACCAAUAAUUCCUGUUCCCUGCCCUCAUUAUUACAAUGUCUACCCCCCGGAUAACACUGUUUUUUCUGUAGAUGAGAACCGUUCUGCUUUUUUUACGGUGGACUCCAGAAGUGAAAGGUCAACGAGUAGUUGUGAAGAACCUCAACAGGCCCUUGAUGAUGAUCCUUGCAGCGACUACUUACCUCCACCUUAUGAUAAAGUGUUUCCACCAUCAUCAUAAACAGCCUAAAGGCAUCCCAGUGACUCCAUAAGGACUGAGCUUGCUGCUGUAACACAUCCACACAUAUGUACUGACAAGUCUGCACCUGAUGUACAAGACCAACAACAGUAUUAUUGUACCACUUGAAGCUGUAGCUUGACUAUCAUUUCCUACUCAGAUCAGGUAGCGUCCACCAGUGGCAUCCUUAAGUGUGUGCAGACCACAAAGUGACUGCCUAUAAAAUAUUUGUGCAGUGUUUCAGCAGAAAUUAUUAUUUUUAUAAAAACAUCCCUGUAGUUAGAUAUGUUCACAAGAAUAUUCCAUAAGUCUAAUUUUAUCUUACAUGUACUAAAAGGCUAAAACUUGGUGCUGAUUUACUUUCAGAACCUUUGAAUGUGCAUGACCUCCAGCCAGAGCAGUCAUUAUUAUCCCAUUACAAUGACAUUUCGAAUCACAUGGUUUUACCUGCAUGUGUUACAAGGAAAUGGUGGUGUUUCAGUUGUUGCUGGGUUUUUUAUAGUCACAGAUUUUGUCCAUUUUUUCUGGUAUUUUAGCAACAAUAUGGUGACAUGGUCUGAUGCAGGUGGAGGUCUAUAGAGAUGGCACCAUGGGUGACACCAGUCCUAGUGACACCAGUAUGUCUGUCCACCAGAAAACCAAGUCAAGUCCGAAGGAACUACAUUCCUCCAAAUUAUGCAUUUCUUCCAUGCUGCACCUGGAUUUGUCUUUUUGCCUUCAUUCCCACUUGUUCACUAUUUUUAUACUGGCUGCUGGCUGUCCUUUUUCCUCAGCUGGAAUAACUUGUUGGUGGCUCUUUUUAGAUAUACAGUUUCCUCAAGAUCACAUGUGGAGUAACAGUUUGCUGGGGAUUGGUUAGAAGUAAUGCGUGGAAAUUUUCCCCUUUUGGGGAGUAUAAACCGCAAAAACUCCCAGCUACCAUACUGGUUGGUGAAUUCAAAGAGUUGGGUGGGGGUCCCUGUUGAAAGCAAUGAGCUGUGGUCUGCAGGAAGGAUGACUGAAAACUGGGCAGAAGCAUCUUCCAUGAUCAGAGAUACUCAUCCAUCCACAGAAGGCAGGAGCCAAAUGCAAAGCAGACCUUGUAAUAUAACCAUGAUGACCUGCUGUCAAGAGAAAUGCCAUGUGGGAUUAACAAGAUGCCUGGGUCUGUGGAACAAAUACAUGAUUAUAUUAUGUAUAGAUAGGAAAAUGAAACAAUAGCUUUGUUUGAUGGGGAACAGUGUAAAGUUUCUUUUCAGGUUUGUCAUACAAAAGGUUGUAUUUAACUAAUGGGUGCUCCCCAACAAGAAAAAAAAGACACCACAAAGCAAAAUCAGAGUGCAAAUAAAAUACAGUCAUAUCAGUAUUGUAGUACAUUUAUUAGAACCAUUAAAGGUCACAACUCUUUUAUUCUCC
Anolis carolinensis (green anole) is the source of this 7369-nucleotide messenger RNA. RefSeq names its product transmembrane protein 174 (gene tmem174). Bases 5267 to 5977 code for a protein of 236 amino acids. The transcript is spliced from 2 exons. The record is from RefSeq and is a predicted model, not a curated record. Lineage: Eukaryota; Metazoa; Chordata; Lepidosauria; Squamata; Anolidae.